Molecule: messenger RNA, 1790 nt
Organism: Vigna radiata var. radiata (mung bean)
Lineage: Eukaryota; Viridiplantae; Streptophyta; Magnoliopsida; Fabales; Fabaceae
Exons: 7
Coding region: 73-1551 (492 amino acids)
Molecular function (GO): metal ion binding
Source: RefSeq, a predicted model, not a curated record
UCGAAAAUUCAAUUUGUAUUUACCGCCAGACGUUUUCGGGUAUCAUCACUUUGAACUCUGAAGAGAAGUGUCAUGGAAGCAGAAGAACACUUUCAACUUCCUCGUCUAUCUCACGAAGUUGCAAAUUCUCCGGUUCAAGGAAUGGAAAGCGUGGUGGCAACGGUUAGCGGUUACCACGGUUCCGAGCGGUUCGAUCUCAUCAAGCUGAUUUCAUAUGCCGGCGCCAAUUACGUUGGCACAAUGUCAAAAUCGAUAACGCAUUUGGUGUGCUGGAAAUUUGAAGGAAAGAAAUACGAUAUUGCGUUGAAGUUUAGAAUACCUAUAGUGAACCACCAAUGGAUUGAGGACUGCAUAAAGGAAGGGAGGCGUGUUCCAGAAGAUUCUUAUACCUUGCAGAGUGGACAUGAAGUAGGACGAUUGUUACUGGAAGUUCCCCUCACUGUUCGGGCCAGUAGGUUGACAAAGGAAAAAAUCGUCAGUGACAAGUUACAUGAUACUGGGACUGAAAGGCAAAAUCCUAACUUCGGUUCUGGAAUUUCAAUAACUUAUGUUUUGGAAGAUUCUUGUUUAAUGAAAAAGCAUGAUGAAUCAACUUCAUAUUCGUCUAGACUGUCAAGGAAAGGAAAAAGAAACAUUUGUAACGGUAAGGGAGUCAUUACUCGAGCCGGACCUUCUCGUAAAGGAAGAAGACUUACGAGAAAUCUUGUUGAUGAUGUGGUGUUGGCUCCUUCAAUUUUGGAUUUAAUAAGCCCAGAUUACCACCUUUUUAAAGCGGAUAGACUACAAACAGACGCUGAAGCGACAUCUAGCCUUUCUGGUGGUGUCAAUAAUAACACUAUUCUACAAAAUAGUGAAGGACCUAAUGCUGGAUUAAGUACUGAAAGUAGAAUUAUCGAUGGUGAUUCAGAUGAUAUUGAACAGAUCAAAGAUUCAGUUCAUAUAUCUACUCUUAGAAAUUCAACUUUGUUUGUAGAAGAUGCCCUACGCGUGCCACAAACAUCAAUAGAUUUAUGCUCUAGUGAUGAUGAAAAAUUCACCGAUGGUGAUCAGGUUGAUAAUGGCGCUGGCUUACCUACUUCAACAGAGAUGUCAUGUGUUAUAUGUUUCACAGAUUUCAGCACAACACGGGGGAUUCUGCCAUGUGGACAUCGAUUUUGUUUUCCAUGCAUCCAGAGUUGGGUUGACCAUAGGACUUCAAUGAGAAAAAAAUCAACUUGCCCUCUGUGCAAGGCAAGUUUUGUGAUGAUUAAGAAAGUCGAGCAUGCAGCCACUACGGAUCAAAAAGUAUACUCCCAGACAAUCCCAUGUAACAAUUCAGCCUCAGAAAUUUUUAUCCCCAUGGAUCAAGAAUUACCGCAUACUACCUUUGAGUCUACACAAACGGGAGCUUGUGUAAUUUGCCGUGGUCGGGAACCAGAGGAUCUCCUUGAGAAUUGUGAUAUUUGCCAAAUUCAAAAAAUUCAUUCAUAUUGCAUGGACCCUCCUCUACGGCCAUGGACAUGCAAUCAUUGCAAGGAACUUCGGAUGCUUUAUCGCACUAAUCACUAUUAGUGUGCAUCCCAAACAUGUUUUCAUUUUAUGAGAGAUGUUGUAAUUUUGGAAAACUUAUUCAUACUCACAAUUUUUAGGUACAUUGUAGUAAGUUACAUUUUGUUAGUGACUUAAUUCUCAACAAGUGAAAACUUGUAGGCAAAAUCAACGACAUGUCUUGGUUGAUAGAUAAUAUAAUAGUCUUUUAAGCAUGCUAUUUAGGGUUUGAUUAUUGAUAUCUGUGUAUUAAAAAACAGUUA